AUGACAGAACUCCGGUUAGAUCGAGGAGGUGUUUCUGGGACUGUAUCGAUUGGUGACGCCGCUGUUGCGGAGCCUGUGAUAGCGAAUGAGGGUGACCCUCGAGCGGCGGCAUUGCUGGCAAGGGCGAAUAGGGCGAUAGGCUUCAUCGAUUCGUCUCUUUACCCUGCACCAGCGCCGCAUCAGACAAUAGCGCACAAAUCCGCGACCUCGGUUCCUGAGUGGGCGAAGAUGAAAGUAGAAGCGCUCGCUUCUCGGCUGCAUGCCAAUUGGCGGAGACCCUCGGGGUCCCAGUCCGGCAAUGGUGCAAAUGUGCCUAUCACAUCACAACUCGGCACGACGAAUACCGUUCCUAACGAGAUGUCCACUGAGACGCCUAAUCGUCGUCCAUCUCCUCAAGCAAAUUCGGAGCCGUAUUCGCUGGCUUCACGUCCCGCGAGUCCUUCUACCUUACCCACGGAGGGGAUUCCCGACAACAACCAAUUAGUGCCUCCAUCGCCGACAACACCACCAAUAUCCCCAUUGCAACCUUCCACCACGAGCGCCUCGUAUACACACAUUGCGCCUGUCGAUCUCAUGGGAAAUUCACGAUCUCCCGACUCGCAAUCGGUACUGGAGCACAUGGAUCCUGUUGUAAAUAGGCAUGAAUACGAGAUGCCUUCGUCGCCGCUCUUCACGGCUUCGCCACAACCGAAGGUUGUAUUCGAUGGUGUCGAGCUCACUCCGAGGCGGAAUCUCGCACCGACAACGCUUCGAUCGGCUUACCUUGGCCACUCGCCAACAACGCGCAAACGCACUCCUCACAUAAACUUGGCAGCCCUCGACGCUCGCUCCAGGAGCACUAGAAGAAACUCGUCGAAUGGACCUGGUGAUGUGCUCGGAAGCCCUAGCAGCUGUUCUCACUCCGAUGCCCCCGAUAUGAGCUCUUAUGGGGACGAUAACCCAGGCGUCAUUGACCAGGAAGAAAGCACCUGGAAAAAUGCCACUCCCAGCGUCAGCGGGCAGUCCAAGGACACCGACUCGAGCACCGGUGACGAGUCGGAGGGCGUGAAGAAGAAUCACUCAAGUUCAGGUGACGACAGCUCCUCAUAUGAGGAGCCGGACGACGAAAGCCCGUCCGAAGUUGACGAGCUUGAGGAAGAGGCGGAACUGGAGGAUGAAUACGAAGGCAGUGGAACGAAGAAGACGAAGAAGAAUCGCGUUCCAUCAAAGAAGCGCUCAAUAUCCGACCGCGCUCCGCGUUCCGAGAAUGCUCCAAAGAAUAUCGUAACCUACAGUCGCAAGACCGGCGUGAUUCCUGACGGUGCGGAGGGCGAGGGUAGUGAAGUUGAAGAUCGUCCGUUCGUCGACGCGCGGCCCAUUGGGCGGCGCCCGGAUGCUGACCGCCUGGCGAAGAAGGGAACUUCUAUGGCGCCGCAGAAAACAAAAGAAGAGCGCGCCACCGCCAACAGCCGCAAGCACACCAGCGCAAGACCCCGCGAGCACGACGCCAGUGGCAACGGAUCCGAUGUUGGAGAGACCGAAGAUGAGGUUGACACCGUCGACAGCGCCCGCACCAAGACACGAAAGACGAGCGCGGAUGAUGGUCAGGCGGAUGGAAGGAACGGCAGAUCAAAGAGGAAAGGCAAGGGUAAAGCAGGCGUUAGUGAUGAAGAAUCCGAGACACCCGAUGAUGGCAACCGCACUGGCAACACUCGCUCGAGGACCGGCUCUAUCCCCCAACGUUAUCUAGACGAGAUAGAUGACUUCAUCGAGGAGAUGGAUCUUUUCGUUGCCGAGAUGGCGAAGGCGACAGGCAGGACACCGGACGCGAUCAUGAAGCUAAUCCUCGGACCUGAUAUGGUCCAACAUCGAGUGACCAAUCCCUGGUCCGCGUAUACCUCGUGGUAUUCCGAGGAGCACCGCCAGCGUGAUGACGAGUCCAGAGAGGACUUCGUGAAGCGCAUGCGAGUAGCGUAUCACGAGGAGAUUGGCAAGUACACUGACAAGACAGAGAAGAUGGCGGCCGCUAAGAAAUACGUGGAGCGGUAUGAUCAGCUCAAGGCCGAUUACCUAGAAGAUCUCGCCAAGAAGGGGAAGAUUGGACAGGAGUUUAAUCGAGUGGUUACAGACUUGACGAAACAGGCGAAGCGGUUUUAUCUCAACAACUCAUUGCACGUAUUUGGCUACGUCAUAGAUACUCGAGGUCCCUGCGGGUUUACGAUGUUCGGUGGAUCGCCGCAGUGGGAGCAGAUCAAGACAAUGUACAAGAGUGACCACUUUGGCACUCUGGCCAAUUAUCAGGCUGUGCUUUGGUUGGUGGCAUUGCGAUAA
Punctularia strigosozonata HHB-11173 SS5 is the source of this 2310-nucleotide messenger RNA. RefSeq lists its product as uncharacterized. Lineage: Eukaryota; Fungi; Basidiomycota; Agaricomycetes; Corticiales; Punctulariaceae. The transcript is spliced from 6 exons. The coding region runs from base 1 to 2310 and encodes 769 amino acids. The record is from RefSeq and is a predicted model, not a curated record.